UUCACUUUAAUAAAAUGAUUAACCUUUCUGAAUUGAAGACGGUUGGUAGAAGAGCCAUACGCAAACUUACUACUAAAGAUGGUCUAAUUGGUGAUUAUGACUAUGGCUACCUUUUCCUUCCAGAGAAUCCAUUUAGUAAGAAAAUUUCCAAGACCCAACCAUUUUUUGGCUUGACUUCAGAGAUUCCUUUCCUUUUAUCACUUGUAUUAGGUUUACAACAUGCUUUGGCGUUACUUGCCGGUGUUACUACUCCACCAAUUAUUAUUUCUGGAGUUGCUAAUUUAGAUACUGCAACCCAAGAAUAUUUAGUUUCUGCUGCUUUGAUUAGUUCUGGUAUUUUAUCAUGUAUUCAAAUCACUCGUUUUCAUAUUUAUAAAACUCCUUAUUAUCUUGGUACUGGUUUACUUUCAAUGGUUGGGGUUUCUUUCAGUCAAAUUGCAAUUGUCAACAAUGCUAUUCCCAUGAUGUAUUCAAGCGGAAUUUGUAAAACUGUUGAUGGUGUUAAACAAGCUUGUCCCGAUGCUUAUGGUCAUUUGAUUGCUACUGGGUGUGUUUGUUCAUUGAUUGAAAUCUUAUUAUCUUUUAUUCCUCCUAAAACUUUACAGAAGAUUUUCCCUCCAAUUGUUACUGGUCCGGUUGUUAUGUUAAUUGGGAUUUCAUUAAUUCAAUCUGGGUUUGAAGAUUGGGUUGGUGGCUCAGGUUGUGUUGGCGAAACUUGUGGUACUGCUAAACCUUUACCAUGGGGGUCUGCAGAAUUUGUUGGUUUAGGUUUUUUGGUUUAUGUAACUAUUAUUUUAUCAGAAAGAUUUGGUUCUCCAAUUAUGAAAUCUUGUGCAGUUAUUGUUGGUUUAUUGGUUGGUUGUAUCGUGGCUGCUGCUUGUGGUUACUUCUCUCCUGAUAAUAUUAAAGCUGCUCCAGUAGCUACUUUCCUUUGGGUUAAAACUUUUAGAUUAAGAAUUUAUGCCCCAGCCGUUUUACCUUAUUUAGCAGUUUAUUUAGUGAUGAUGAUGGAAGCAAUUGGUGAUAUUACUGCUACUUCCGAUGUUUCAAGAUUAGAAGUUGAAGGUCCUUUGUAUGAAUCUAGAAUUCAAGGUGGGGUCUUGGCUGAUGGUCUUAAUGGUUGUCUUUCAACUUUAAUGACUAUUGGUCCAGUUUCAACUUUUGCUCAAAAUAAUGGGGUUAUUUCAAUCACUAAAUGUGCUAAUAGAAAAGUUGGUUAUUACGCUGCAUUUUUCAUGAUUAUUAUGGGUCUUUUCGCUCGUUUUGCUGCUGCAAUUGUUUCAAUUCCAAAAUCAGUCUUGGGUGGUAUGACUUCAUUUUUAUUUUGUUCAGUUGCAGUCUCGGGUAUGAAGAUUAUUGCUAGUACUGAAUUCACCAGAAGAGACCGUUUUGUUUUAUCGGCUUCGUUAUUACCUGGUUUAGGGGCCAUUUUAGUCAGUAACUGGUUUGAUGGGGUCUUUACCUAUAAAGGUAGCAAUACCUCUUUAAAAGGUUUCUUUGAUGCAAUUGUUUUGGUUAUGGAAAGUGGGUUUGCAGUAACGGGUUUCAUUGGAGUCAUUUUAAAUCUUAUCUUACCUCAAGUAGAAGACGAAACUGAAGAAAUUAACGAAGUUGUUUUAGAAACUGUGGGUUCUGCAGACCAAAGAGCAAUGGAGUUAUACGCUACUAAAGAAGAUCAAAAAUUCCUGGCUAGAUCCAAUGUUCAAGAUCUUUCAUCCUCAUCCCGUGAUCGUUAGUCUUCUAAUCAAUAUUAAGAUUCAUUAUCAAUCGUUCAUAUAUUCGUUAUCAAUCAUUCAUAUAUUCUACAAAUCUAUUCAUUUCUUCGAUUUUUUCCAUUGUCCCAAUUCUCGUUCACUUCUACAGCUAGCUCAUUCUGAUGUAUCCACUAUGUAUAUACUUUAAUUUAUAUCGAUGUAUCCAUAUUGUAUGACGAUUGGCUACAAUUCUUCCGGUGAUAGUAAACUGUCAAGUCUCGGAGUGCCGGCAAUAGUCAUCCAGAUCUCCGAAAAAUUGACUCGUUUCUCCAGAGCUGUUAACCCCAGAAUCACCCUUACUCCUACGCCCAUCAGAGUCUACAAUCUCUGGAUAAAUAGAUAAAUAUAAAGACAUACCAUCUUAAC
Molecule: messenger RNA, 2120 nt
Organism: Hyphopichia burtonii NRRL Y-1933
Lineage: Eukaryota; Fungi; Ascomycota; Pichiomycetes; Serinales; Debaryomycetaceae
Gene: XUT1
Product: Xut1p
Exons: 1
Coding region: 15-1736 (573 amino acids)
Biological process (GO): transmembrane transport; xanthine transport
Cellular component (GO): fungal-type vacuole; membrane
Molecular function (GO): xanthine transmembrane transporter activity
Source: RefSeq, a predicted model, not a curated record